Messenger RNA from Manduca sexta (tobacco hornworm), 1892 nucleotides. RefSeq names its product adenylate kinase 8. Gene Ontology annotation, cellular component: cytoplasm. The record is from RefSeq and is a predicted model, not a curated record. Bases 130 to 1503 code for a protein of 457 amino acids. The transcript has 11 exons. Gene Ontology annotation, biological process: nucleoside triphosphate biosynthetic process. Gene Ontology annotation, molecular function: AMP kinase activity; nucleoside diphosphate kinase activity; ATP binding. NCBI's taxonomy places the organism in Eukaryota, Metazoa, Arthropoda, Insecta, Lepidoptera, Sphingidae.
UAUUUUCAUUAUAUUCUCUUUGCAUACAAUUCUCUUUGGCAUUAUCAUGUCUCCUUGUUCAUUUACUGUAAUUAUUAUAGCCAACAUAUCGUAAACUGGUGUAUAAAACAAGUAAUUUAUUACUUUAAAAUGACUGAAACAGAUGCUACGAAGAGACCGCUAACAAUGCCCGAGAGUUUUGUACCGUACCUCGAAAAAUACAGAAUUUACAAAAUAUUCAAAGAUAUGGUGAAAGACCUAGUCGUUAAUUUACCGAAAGAUCAUCUGAAGCACAUGAAGGUGUAUGUCGGCCGCCAACUACAUUGCUCUAAAGAUAUCGACAGGGUCAUUUUACUUGUUUCUCCCCAGUUGAAAUGGAUUGAUAUUAAAGAUCUCGCUAAGCAGAUGAUCAAAGACCUCGGAUUUUUCGUCAUCACCCGUAGAGUGGUGAUGGAUCGCUACGAGAAGCACGACGAGUACGUGCCGGGCUGCGUGUCGCCGGUGCUGAUGUCGCAAGUCACCAAGAUGCUGACAGAGAAGGAACCCGUUGCACAGGCCGGUUGGCUCAUGUUUGAUCACCCGUGCACGGUGCGCGAGGCGCGCUGCCUGCAGCAGGACGGCGUGCUGCCGACGGUGACGCUGGUGCUGAUGCCGACGCCGGCGCCGGCGCAGCCCGCGCACAACGCACGCACGCGCGCCAGAAAUUUCUUCCAGCAGGACUUCGAAGGGCUCAAGUUUGCUUAUAAAGCUACCUUGAAAGAAGUCCACGUAGAUCCCGACGACGACCUCGACAAAGUCGCGACAAAAUGUUUUAACGGGGUGCGCGCGUGCGCAGCCGGUGCCCAAGGUCCCAAGCAGGGGCACCACGUGGUCGGUGCGCCUGGCGUAUACCGUGUGCUCAUCAUAGGGCCUAGGGGCUCCGGUAGGCGCUCCCAGGCUAUGACGCUUGCUAAACAUUUUGGAUUGGUGUAUGUGCAUUUCGAAGAUUUAUUCGCCGAAGCUAAGGAGAAGAAGGACGAUAUUGGCGAGAAGCUGCGCAAGUACGGCGUCAGCGUGCAGACUAAAGCUGAGAUUGUGAAGCGCCGGCUUAUGGAACGGGACUGCAUCGACAACGGCUGGGUGCUCACCGGGUAUCCUAUGUCCGGUGCAGAUUUCGAGUAUUUGGACAAUAUAUCGACACCCGCAAAUCGCAUAAUAAUCUUGAACAUGGAUAUGGCUACGUGCAAGGCCCGUCGAAUGGCCAGGGGCGUGGACUGGUGCACGGGGAAGCAAGUUCCUCUGGGUUCAGGACCUCGUGUGCUGCGACAUCCGAUGGAUGAAGAAGCACCUUUGGACGCUGAGUUAGACAACUACUUCUCGGAGCAUUUGGCGGAGCUCCGAGCGGCGGCGGGCAUCACCGCCGUGGAGAUAGAUGCCACGGAAUCUUAUGAUAAAGUGCAGGUGAAAAUCCAGGCCGCUGUAAUGUCGGCGCCCGCGUUCGACAUAGAAUGCUGUUCGCAGCUUCGCAACGUCAGAGGCGACUAGACACACAUCUAUCACUGGGAGUCUGGUUUUUGUCUAUGAGAAUUACUGAAUUUACGUACUUACUGUCUUGAGCAUAAAGGAUGGUCAUUGGACAGCAAUAACUGUGUGCUAAACUAAAAGGUUAUUAGAAAUAAAACGUUAUGUUCCUUAGAAAAAUGUUUUUAUUAUUAUGUACUCCCUCCGUACUUCGAUUGAAAUUCAUUUAAAUUACUACAUAAUUAUUUAAUUUAAUCUGCUAAUUAUGAACUAACAUUCUGCAGUCUCAAAAUAAUUACAUACAUUAAAGAACACUGAGGUAGUCUCCGAGUUGGCGAGACUAACUUCACACCAGCGAGAUAGGCAUCUGCGACUGUCAUGGAUCCCACGCGUCUCGCAGACUAUUGCUUUCA